This is a messenger RNA of Notolabrus celidotus (New Zealand spotty), 2832 nucleotides long. It is a transcript of the gene snx24, whose product is annotated as sorting nexin 24. The record is from RefSeq and is a predicted model, not a curated record. Gene Ontology annotation, molecular function: phosphatidylinositol phosphate binding. Lineage: Eukaryota; Metazoa; Chordata; Actinopteri; Labriformes; Labridae. Bases 159 to 677 code for a protein of 172 amino acids. The transcript is spliced from 7 exons.
UACUGAGACAGUUUGUCCUGUUUUAAUUCAGUGAUUUUUAUCAGAGUGCCAGAGUAACUGGAGUAAAUCACCAGCAGUGUGUUUGUGUGUGUGGUGUUGUAUGUGUGAGUGUCACAGGAUCAAUUAUUACCUACGGUAGUGUCUAUUUUCAAGUCGAGAUGCACCCGGUCAGAGUGUCGAUCCCGUCGUUUCGGUCUGAAAACAACUCGAUGGAGAAAGGAUACACGGUCUUUAAGAUUGACGUAUUGAUGAAUGGCAGACAACACAGUGUUGAGAAACGCUACAGUGAAUUCCACGCUUUGCAUAAAAUGCUAAAGAAGAGCAUAAAGCCACCUGAGAUCCCCUCCAAACACGUCAGAAACUGGGUUCCCAAAGUCCUUGAGCAGAGGAGGCAUGGUCUGGAGCACUACCUUCAGACUAUAAUUAUGGAAAAUGGGGUUCUUCCAAAGAUAUUCCUGGAUUUCUUGAACAUCCGCCAUUUUCCUUCAGUGCCAAAAACAGAAAGCUGUGGGUCUUUUGAUACAGAAUCAGAGGAAUCUAGUAAACUCACACAUCAGCCAGUCCUGCUGUUUCUGAGAGACCCCUUUUUGAUGCCAUCUGCGCAUGAUGCAUUUGCAAACGUUGUGAUUGAAGGCGUGGUUCAUGGAGUUUUCUACCCAGAUCUCCAGCCGAGGUAGAGCUUCAGAGGUGACUGUGAAGGCAUCUCACUACAAACGGAUGCUGCUAUUUUUGCACCAUUUAAGGUGUUCAUCAGCAAGGGCAUAACACGUUACAGUCCACUGAGCCUCAUUUAUAUAAUCCAAAGCACAUCCAUUCAUGAAAUAGUAAAGGGAUAUAUAACAGGAGCUGGCAAGUCACAGACACCUACGCCCCUUUACAUCUUAAAACAUUUGCUAUACGCUCUUUUUAAAGGUACGGAGCCCCUAAAGUCCUGCAUCAUUUGUAUCUUGGGUGCACACAUGAUGAAAAUGAUUAUCUCAGUGGACUUCAGUGGCUCCAUAAAAAGGAUUUAAACCCUUUAAAAGUAUUUCAUUUCAAUUUAAAGUCUGCGCUAAUAUUUAACAUUGUGUGUAAAGCUGUCACAGGUCUACUUUAGUGUUUUGUGGCAUUAUAAUAAGAUGAGUCUUCUCAGAAAAUACAGAGCCUAAAACUUUAUCAUAAUUUUAAUACAUUUCCCCUUUCUUGAGAAACUAGGAGGUGAAACAAAUACAGGAUCAACUGGAGUUUGAAGUAAGAGGAAGAUCAAUGUAGUGAGGAAUCUGUGCAGUGCUUUUUUUCUGUUUGUUUAGCGAGUGUAUCCAAUAAUGUUGUUAAUGGCAUGCCAACUGUUGCAGGACCAGAAAGGAAAUGCAGAGGUCAGCUGGACUGAGGGAUAGUUUGUAGGACAACAAAGAGGGUGCUGGCUGAUAGUUUGGAGCUGGAUUACAGCCAACAUACCAACUGCUGCCACUCCCUUUGUAGCACUGUGCUUAUUGAAUUUUUUCCGAGGUGCCAAAUUUAGAUGUUAGAAAGAAAGACAGAGAGCAGCAGUGUGGAGAGGUACAUUUUCAAGGAUGCUUUCAGGAGGAUUUGACAUAUAUGUGCCAAUGAAAAAACGAUUUGAGUUCUAUUAGUAGCUCCUAGCAGUGAUGCUAUGUGGACCAACUUAAGCAUCAGAUGUUUGUUAAGGAGCGCUGUAGUGUUCACAGUGAUGCUAGUGAGUUCUGUAGGUGUUACAGUAUGAAGAGGGGAUCACAAGGUCUGGGGGAUGAAGCACAUUUUAAAUGAAGGCAAGAACAUGUGGAGCAAUCUGAUAGUGAGGGAUGACACGUUACUGGGGGUGCAUGAUUAUUGCACAGUCACUGAAUUUAGCAUCAGCACUCUAGCACUGACCAUUUAUUUUGGUGAACCUACAUUACCCAGAAGUCUGUCAUAGUUUUGUUGGUUUGGCAACGACACAGAUUAUCUCUUUUUCAAGUUUAUAAUGGUCUGCCCAAACCGAUGCAGACUCAUGUGACGUCACUUGAAACAGCUUAUCAAACUCUAUGCAGCUUGCUGUAGAGCUACAGAGCUAAGACCCUCAACAGACUUGAUGUGUAAAAUCAGGAGUUCACUUUUAGACAGAAUUAGGGAUCAGUUGAGUCCUCUUUUAUAUUUAGAGGACAAUGAAAAGUGUAGAAAGCAAUGUAGAAGUUGUUCCAGCUCGUGCAAAACAAUCUAACUGACUGAAAAAGCAGAAAUCUUGUUUUGAAGGGGCCAGUAUCUGAAACUAUUACCAGUAAUGCUCUGUUUAAUGUUGGCACACACUAUGUAUGUGUUACUUUGUGGUGAUUAGAGGAACAAUCAUCCACCACUAAAAGGGAUUUUGUUUUAACAAGUGUUUGUUAAAUGAGAGAUGGUGAUUAAAAGGACUUAAAACCAGGGAAACUGUGCAAUAUGAAAUUUAAAAAAAAAUCUUUAUCUUCUGUGAAAGUACUAACCAUCUCCUGUUGUGAACACUCAAAAGGACUUGUUGCUUUUGUGAAACUUUAUGUUGCAUAUCAGUAAUUUUUAAACACUUAAAUGUGUCUGGACCUCCACUACAGCUACAACAGAGCCACACAUAUUUAUACUGAACUAAAUGUAUCCUGAUCAACUAACCUCAGCUACGCAGAUCAUGAUCUUGUGAUUAACAGUCAAUUAUUUCAUAGAGAUCCACCAUGUAGAUUAUAUGUAUUUAUAUUGUUUAACAUGGUACUGUUUGAGUGUCGUCGUGUGCCAUAGUGUCGAUCUACAGUGAACACUGGAACUGUAGGCACUUUAAGAGGAGCGACAUGUAAAAUCUGACACCAAUAAAAUUAACUAUUUCCACAA